AUGCGCAAUGUAUACAUAGGAGGUGACUUAUACACAGCAAUAAAAGACUCCUCAAUUCUACAGGGCACGAGUUCCACAAUCACCAGACACUUGGACGCUAUAAUGAAGCGUAUUGAAAAUAGAGAAAAACAUGUUAUAUUGGGGAAGAGAUGGUUAGAGGGUGAGAUUGAGGAAGAAGACACUGAUCAACCCGAUCACAAAAGGCGUAAAGGCGAUGUCCAAGGAGAAGAUAUAACAUAUGACCAGGAUGUUUAUAUUGGAGAAGAGGAAAGUGUUGAAGAUAUACCGGAUGAGGCGAUGCUUUCUUUACAUGUUCCUUUAAUUGUUGAAAUCAAAAUUUAA
Molecule: messenger RNA, 342 nt
Organism: Danaus chrysippus (African queen)
Lineage: Eukaryota; Metazoa; Arthropoda; Insecta; Lepidoptera; Nymphalidae
Source: the annotation of a GenBank genome assembly